AUGCGUUUGGCACUGUCUACUACUUUGUUGAUCUUUUCUCUCUUAUUGAUAACUACCACGGCUCAUCCUUCUGGUCAUCCAAGACGUCGACAUGCAAAUAGACAACGGAGAAGUCGAGUUCAACUUUCAACUUCAACUAUAAAUACUCCCACGACAGCCAUUACAACUCCUCAAAAUGGAAUCACAAAUGACAACACCACUGAACCGACUGCUUUGGGUCUUUGGACCCCUUCAUCCGCUUCUGUUGCUGGUACCUCGAAUGCCAAUGCUGCUGCUGCUGCUGCUCCUCAAGCUUCCGCCUCUGCUUCCGCUUUAGGUUUGUUCACCCCUCCGUCCGAAGAUGAAGGUACCCCCGACUCCGAAGCUGGCUCAGAGGGAUACGGAGGUUGGGGUGGCGGAGGUGGUGGUGGUGGAGGUAAGAAAGGUGGAUGGGGUGGUGGAUCAUGGAGAGGUGGCGGUUGGGGCGGUGUACAAUCACAACAGCAAUCGCAACCUUCAUCUGCUCCAGUUGCUAGUGAUAUGGGUGUUGACAUCUCAGCAGGAGUCGAUGUGAGUAUAUUGAAAGCUGGUGGAGGCGCUGGUUAUGGUGGAUAUGAUGCGCAAUCUACUGCUCCUGCAUCACAGCCAUACGCAUAUCAACCUCCUGAGAGUCAACCGUACUCCGAAGCACCAGUACCUUCCAUCUCAUCACCUUCUUACGUCGCCCCGCCAGCUACUACGAGCUAUGAGAGACCUCCAAUCUAUUCGAGCAAUUACAUAGAAGUUACAGAAUGGUACACUCCUUCUACGCCAGGCACAUCUUCAUACCAAGCUCCAGCCUUGUCCGGUCAGACCGACGAGGGUGCCAUCCCAACUUCUCAAAUGUACUCUCCACCACCAGUCGCUGGUACACCUACACCUACUCUUCCAAACUCGCCUUCAGCUGCAAAUACAGGAUAUUCAUCAUCCACAGCUGGAGGAUACUCUUCAAACGCCGUGGUAACCUCGGGUGGACGGGUUGUUCACACAUCGUCAUGGAAAUCUUCCUGGACAAAUUCUUGGUCCAACGCUCCGUCGACCACCUCUCAAGCUCCCGUAGCUACAAGUGCACCGCAAGAUGAUGAUCAGAGGAAAUUUGUGGAUUGUCAUAAUCAAUGGAGAAAUCAAUAUGGCGCAGGAAACGUCUCGUGGGGUGAUGAAUUGGCAAGUUACGCUAAUACCCAUGCGAGCGUUUGUGCUUCUAUGACACAUACUAAUGGACCAUACGGUGAGAACCUAGCAGCAGGUACAGAUGGGUUUAUGGAUAUCAUCAGCUCGAUUGGAAUGUGGAUGGAUGAAGCUUCUGACUAUGAUGCAAGUAAUCCGACUUAUAGUCAUUUCACACAGGUUGUUUGGAAAGAGACUACUACUAUUGGAUGUGCAGCUAUAAACUGUGGUGCCAACACCGGUAUGGCAGGCCAAAUAUAUAUCAUGUGCGAAUAUCACCCAAGGGGUAAUGUCAUAGGUGCAUUCGCCCAAAAUGUCGGUAAGAAAUAA
Messenger RNA from Kwoniella mangroviensis CBS 8507, 1515 nucleotides. RefSeq lists its product as uncharacterized. The transcript is spliced from 8 exons. Bases 1 to 1515 code for a protein of 504 amino acids. The record is from RefSeq and is a predicted model, not a curated record. NCBI's taxonomy places the organism in Eukaryota, Fungi, Basidiomycota, Tremellomycetes, Tremellales, Cryptococcaceae.